Messenger RNA from Homalodisca vitripennis (glassy-winged sharpshooter), 2228 nucleotides. RefSeq names its product eukaryotic translation initiation factor 2D (gene eIF2D). Lineage: Eukaryota; Metazoa; Arthropoda; Insecta; Hemiptera; Cicadellidae. The transcript has 6 exons. Bases 181 to 1932 code for a protein of 583 amino acids. The record is from RefSeq and is a predicted model, not a curated record. Gene Ontology annotation, molecular function: RNA binding; translation initiation factor activity. Gene Ontology annotation, biological process: translational initiation; formation of translation preinitiation complex.
CAUUGCAGCUUCUACAGAUAGCAGACGCCAUCCGAGAUGUGUUGUUAAACUUCAGGAAAUACGAUUACAGUAACACACAGCCAAAUUAUAUUUUUCUACGUGAUUUAGUGUUAAAUGAGUUAAAAUAAUAUAUAGAUAAAUCAUAUUUUCAUACUUACCAGUGAUUCGAAAUUUGCGAUAAUGUUUAAAAAACCCUUUAAAGUGAAGUCUAAUUCACAGCUAAAAGGAUCAGACAGGAAGAAACUGCGCAGUGACAUUCUUCAACAGUUUACAAAUUUGACAGAAGAUCAACUGAAUACUAUUCUACCCAACAAAGAAACUGUGUUUCAGUUAAAAGUACUCACUCAUUGUGAAAAUUUAAUCAUAGUAUAUACUGUACAAAAGUUGCCAAUAAUCUUUGAGUUCAAGAAGAUAAUGUACCCAACAGUAUACACAUUGUGGCACGUACCAGAACUACUACCCACCUUUACAACACACCCACAGGUGUUGCCAGUGAUAGCUCGGGGGGCGGAUCUCAUGCUGCCUGGGGUGAUACUGCCCCAUGGUCCGAGUCUUCACGCCUAUGGCAGAUUGCAGAGAGGCGAGCGCGUGGCAGUGAACUUGUCCACCAACAAGGCCCCUGUAGCCGUGGGUCUUACCGCGCACUCCAGCUACGACAUGUAUAUGGCAGCCGGCCGUGGAAAGUGUGUCGAGGUUCUGCAUUACUACGGCGACCUCCUAAGUACAUACGGUACUAAGCUGUCAGUACCCGAGCUGGGACCCGCUUUCCAUACUGACGAUAGCAACAGUGUUGAACAAGUAACUGAUCAGCUGGACUCGGUUGACACCUUAGUUAGUGAUGCGGACAAAGUCGAUCUUCCAUCAGGCGAGGCGGAAGAAAACUUUAGUGAAUUAGCACAGGGUAUAUCAAAUUCUGAAUUAGAAGAAGAAAGUAAUAUGUUUGAAGUCGAUUCUUCAUCAAGUCCUGAUGUAUGUCCAGAUGAAUUACUUAAGCAUUGUUUUUACAAGGCACUAAAAACAACAAUGAAGAAAAUCGACUUACCUCUUUUAACUAGCAAUUUUUAUAAACUUCAUAUGAUACCCGCCUGUCCUAAAGAAAGAACAUUAGAUAUUAAGAAGUCUUCAUAUAAAAAACUAUCAAAUUUUUUAGAUGAAAUGGUUAAAACAGGUGUAAUAAAUACGGAAUCUUUACAAAAAGGUGUUCAAAGUAUUUCGAAAAUAGACUAUAGCCAUGAGUCAUUAAAACAUUUUGUAGACAAUUUUUCUAAUGAAGAAGACGGAGCUUGCCUUUCAGUGGACACAACUCAAACAAAUAAAUCAUCUGCACCUGAAAUUACAGAAAAAUACACAGUUACAGCAGCUGUACUUCCCCUGUUUUAUGAAUACGAUUAUAAAAAAAAAGAAGCAGUAUCGGCUUCUGUGGUGCGCAAAGUGGUUGGAGAUUAUGUUAGAGUCCAUAGUCUACAAAACUCCACAGACAGAAAAGAGGUGGUGUUGGAUCCAGUCAUGAGGAGUGCCACCGGCGCACCAUUAGGUGUGAACACAUUGCCAUGGGACCAGCUCGUAUCAGCAGUAUUCACCCAGAUGGGGCACUCGUUUAAGGUGGAGCUGGGUGGCAACGAAGCUCUAGCCCUCACCAAGGGCAAAUUACCUCCGAUCGACAUCCACGUCGGCACUAGAUCUUUCAAUAAAAAGGUUACAUUGGUUAACAACCUGGAGUUGUUCAGCAUCAAUGUGGCAGAAUUCGCACGAGAGUGUCAGCACGGUGUGGCAGCCAGCACAACCAUCAACUCUUUGCCGAAUGCCAAGAGUGUCCAACUCCAAAUCCAAGGAAACCAAGUUGCUUUUGUUGGAAAAUUACUCAUAGAAAAAUACCAGAUCCCCAAGAGGUAUAUCCGGGGUCUAGAAAAUGCUCCUAAAAAGAAGAAGUAAUCAUGUGGUGUAACUUCAGAUUGAGCUGGUCAGUUAAUUUAAGAACUUGUUAUUCUCAUCAUGUUGUUACAGUUUUGUUAACCUGUUUUACAUAAUUUCUGGAUGGUGGAAAACACACUCCAAAACUUAAUUUUAUAUUUAUUGAUAUUUGCCAUCAUUCAGCUUAUCACUUAAGGAGAUCAUAAGUCCAAAUAAUUGUUUUGUAAAAUUGCAUAUUUUUAAUGAUUUUAGAAAUUAGGAAAAAUGUAUGUAAACAUUCAAUAUAUUUGACAGCAUUGAUUGCAACAAGUUCAUGA